Molecule: messenger RNA, 873 nt
Organism: Trichoplax adhaerens
Lineage: Eukaryota; Metazoa; Placozoa; Uniplacotomia; Trichoplacea; Trichoplacidae
Exons: 6
Biological process (GO): signal transduction; peptidyl-serine phosphorylation
Cellular component (GO): nucleus; cytoplasm
Molecular function (GO): protein serine/threonine kinase activity; ATP binding
Source: RefSeq, a predicted model, not a curated record
UUAGGUGCAAUCUACGAAGGUGUUAACCUUAUUACUGGAAAGGAAGUAGCUGUUAAAAUUGAGCCUAGAGACUGUCCGAAGCAAUUACUCAAUAUGGAAGUAACAGUAAUGAAGAAUCUUCUUGGAACAAGUCAUUGUUGCGAAUACUUUGGUUGCGGAAGAACUCCAACCUAUAGUUUUUUGGUAAUGACACUGCAAGGCAAUAACUUGGCUCAGCUACGCCGUGAACUACCAAGAGGGAUAUUUUCCGUUAGUACAACAUUACGCUUAACACUGCAAUUAAUAGAAAGUAUUCAAACAAUUCAUGAACGUGGCUUUCUCCAUCGUGAUAUAAAACCGUCUAAUUUCGCUAUGGGAAAAUCACAGGAAAAGGAUAAGACGUGUUAUAUGCUUGAUUUUGGAUUAGCUCGACAAUAUGUUACAAGUAAAGGAGAACUAAGGAGGCCGAGGUCCUCAGCAGGAUUUAGAGGAACUGUUCGAUACGCAUCUAUCAACGCUCAUCAUUCAAAGGAGCUGGGUAGACAUGAUGAUCUGUGGUCCUUAUUUUACAUGAUAGUCGAAUUCAGGCUUGGCUACUUACCUUGGCGAAAGAUUCGUUCUAAAGAUGAAGUCACCGAAAUGAAAGAAAAUUAUGAUCAUAAGCAAUUUUUAAGAUAUCUUCCACAGGAAUUUGAAGAGUUUUAUCAGCAUUUAACUACACUAACAUAUUACGAUAGACCAAAUUAUGAAUUGUUAAAGUCUUUAGUUCAAAAGGCUAUGGCAAGAAAAGACAUUAAACUUACUGAAUCUUUCGAUUGGGAAGUAUCUUCCAAUACCUUAACGACUAAAUCAAUGCAAAUGAAAGACCGUUCUGAACAUUCAUUCCUAUGGUAA